Molecule: messenger RNA, 1457 nt
Organism: Syngnathus acus (greater pipefish)
Lineage: Eukaryota; Metazoa; Chordata; Actinopteri; Syngnathiformes; Syngnathidae
Gene: dmrt1
Product: doublesex and mab-3 related transcription factor 1
Exons: 5
Coding region: 309-1187 (292 amino acids)
Biological process (GO): regulation of transcription by RNA polymerase II; sex differentiation
Cellular component (GO): nucleus
Molecular function (GO): DNA-binding transcription factor activity, RNA polymerase II-specific; RNA polymerase II cis-regulatory region sequence-specific DNA binding
Source: RefSeq, a predicted model, not a curated record
CUGGUAUUCCUACUUGAGUGUGAGUUGCUACUUUUCCACCUUUGUUGAGAUGAAAACACUGGAAAAAAAUUUAGAUCCUUAUUUUCCAUACUUUGCAGAUCUCCACAUAUAUCAAAUCAAUCCUGUACUUCUCAGUACUUUUGUUUGAAUGGGCUUAGCGCAACAUAACUUCCUACCACUUGUGAAGAAUAACUCCACCCUUGCUUGGGAAAACAAAAGUUCCUGUAGGACGGAGGAGGACCAAUGUCCUCUCAUCCUCCCCCAUCGUUAUCUCCAGCACACACAGUAACUUUUCAUUUGAGAGCACCAUGAGCAAGAUGGCACCUCCGCCCGCCAAGCAGCCUUCAUCCUCGUCGCCACCGUCACUAGGGCAGUGGCGCGGACGUCGAGAACCAAAAUGUACGCGCUGCAGGAAUCACGGCUUGUUGUCGCACCUGAAGGGCCACAAGCGCUUCUGCCAGUGGAAAGAUUGCCAAUGUAAAAAGUGUAAGCUCAUAACCGAGAGGCAGAGGAUCAUGGCGGCUCAGGUUGCCUUGAGGAGAGCGCAGGUUCAGGACGAGGAGCUGGGCAUCUGCAAACUGGUAAAGCAGGCCAGCCCGGAGUUUGUGGUGAAAAGCAAAGAAGAGCCCCGCCGCCCGUCGGCGGCCCAAGGACGACCCCUGACACUGGCCGGCGAUUCUUCUUCUCUGCUGUCUGCCAAAGCUGCAGGGGGCGCCUGGGAGCAAAGACUGACAGAGGGUGUGUUGUGUUUGUCAGGUGCGAGGAGUCGCUCCAGCCAGGUGGCAGAGACUAGCUGGGCACGAGGUCACGUUAAAGCUGAGCUGCAGUUGGGGACCUCCUACCAGAACAUGUACCAGGCCCCCUGCUACGACAACCACUAUCAAUCUUACCAGGUGCCCCAUGGCGACGACGGCCACAUGUCGGGCUGGAACGUGUCCCCGCAGUACCACCUCAUGCAACCUCACUACUCUGCGGCCUCUUACCUGCAGCAGGGGUUGGGCACUUCCUACUACAACCUGGAAGAUAUCAACUACUCCGAGGCCAUCCCCGCCGCCAUGAUGGACAGCGGCGAGGGCGGCGCCCCUGACUCGAUGGCCUUCUGCGACUUCGCGGACAUCAAGUCGGAGCAGGAUGACGGAAGCGACAAUACCGGCCGCCUCGUCAUCGACGAAGAUAUGGGCGAAUGAACGCCGAGCUUCGGUUUUUGCACGACAAGCGACGCUUUUAACAAACAAACUUACUUCACUAAUCAUUCAAAUCAACAGCUAACAGAUUUGUCACAACAUAAAGUUAAAGUUAUAGAAUAAUACAUGUUUGAUUAUUUUUUUAAUCAACAAGAAAUGACAUUUUAUUUAGUUAAGUGUUUCUUAAAUUUUUUUCUUAUAAUUGUUGAUUUCACAUGAUUUUUUUUCAUUACCCUAAUAAAGAUUCAUUGAUGAAACUGCGUCCAACGCCCA